This is a messenger RNA of Antechinus flavipes (yellow-footed antechinus), 618 nucleotides long. Its product is annotated as myeloid-associated differentiation marker-like. Lineage: Eukaryota; Metazoa; Chordata; Mammalia; Dasyuromorphia; Dasyuridae. Bases 1 to 618 code for a protein of 205 amino acids. The transcript has a single exon. Gene Ontology annotation, cellular component: membrane. The record is from RefSeq and is a predicted model, not a curated record.
AUGGCCACCGUGGCCCUGCUGGGCACCCUGCUGACCUUCACCGCCUCCAUCAUGUAUCCCAGUGUCUUUGUGCCAAAAGGUCUCCAGGGCUGGCGCUACCAGGCCACGGCCACGGCCACGGCCCUGUCCUGCCUGUGCUUCGUGACCUACGCGGCGGAGGUGGGGCUGAGCAGGGCCAGGCCGGGCCAGCUCCGGGGCUUCCUCUCCACCGCGCCCGGCUUGCUGAAGGUGCUGGAGGCCUUCGUGGCCAGCGUGAUCCUGGCCCUGGUGGACGCGGGCCAGAUGUACGCCAACAGCGCGGGGCUCCAGUGGUGCAUGGCCGUGUUCUGCGUCUGCUUUGUGCUCUCGGUGCUCAUCAUCGGGCUCAGCGUGGGGCAGCUGCUGGACGCCGCGCCCUGGCCCGCGGACCGCGCCCUGCUGGCCCUGACCGGCCUGGCGGCCCUCCUCUACCUCUCGGCCGCCGUCACGUGGCCCAUCUUCGCGUUCAGACCCGCCCCCCCAGAGGACCAGCUCGGCCCCGCCGUGGGAGCCACCGUGCUCACCUGGGUCAACCUUGGGGCCUACGCUGCGGACCUGGUGGUCUCCAGCCGCAUGGUGUUCUUCGCGGGGUCCCCAUAG